AUGUAUGUUGGCAUCCGAAGUUUUUCUGAAGCAUAUGAGAAGAUAUUAUCGAGAGCAAGUGCUCAUUCGUCAUGUCAAUUGGUAAUUUUUGUAUCAUGUUUAAACAUCGACGCGUUAUGCGCAACCAAGAUGCUUUCAAUGCUAUUCAAAAAACAGCUGGUACAACUGCAGCUAGUUCCGGUGUUUGGUUAUACGGAGUUGCAUGAUCAUUUUGUAAAUUUAGACGAUAAUAUUAAUAUUGUAAUGAUGGUGGGAUGUGGAGCUAUGAUUGAUCUGGAGGUGUUUCUCGAAAUUGAUCCCGACAAAUACAUUGUACCUGGGACUGAAAAAGAUGCAAAGCCAUCUUUUAAGAAUGAAAUUUAUAUUCUGGACUGCCAUAGACCUUGGAACUUGGAUAAUUUAUUUGGGUCGCAAAUUAUAACUUGUUUCGACGAUGGCACUGUUGAGGAUUCGUUACACCAGGAACGCGAUGCGUAUUAUAAAAUACUUGAGUUAGAAACUGAUGGAGGAAGUAUUGCUGAUGAAUCUACCGAAGCAGAGAGCACUGAGGAGGAUUCUGAUGAUGAAUACCCCGGGAUGAAACGUCGCAGCGGUUCUGAAAGUGACAAGAAGAAGCGUAAGCAGAGAAAAAAGCGGUUACACGAAUGUGAAGCUACCAUAGACAAAUACUACUCAAAGGGGAGUACGGUCAGUAAUUCGUUAGCUGUUCAAGUGUAUUCUUUAGUUUCAUCAGUUGGUGAAACAAGUUUGGAUUAUCUGUGGCUGACCAUUCUAGGCGCUACGUCUUUGGAUACAGCUUACCCACAUAUCUACCAACAACUGCAGGAGUUGCUGAAAGAUGAAGUUAAACGACUGUCUCCAAAUGAUAAGACUAAAACCCCAGAUAAGCUUCCAAUCGAGGUCCAACCAGAUUACUUACUAUUCCUGAUGCGCCAUUCUUCAUUGUACGAUAGCUUUUACUAUUCCAAUUACGUUAAUUCGAAACUUUCCCUUUGGAACGAAAAUGGUAAAAAACGUUUACAUAAAAUGUUUGCACGCAUGGGUAUACCGUUGAAUACUUCCCAGGAACAUUGGAUAUAUAUGGACAAUAAUAUAAAAAGACAACUCGGAGUGAUUUUCGAAAAGAAUCUCGAUAGAUAUGGAUUACAAGAACUGGUGAAAGAUGGCUUUGUUCGCACAUUUGGUUAUCGUGGUUCCAUCAGUGCCAGUGAGUUUGUUGAGGCCACUACUGCUUUAUUAGAAGUAGGUAAGAUGAAAUCAGCAGUAUUUGAAGACGUUCAAGGAAACUUGGAUGUGCAUGUCUCUGCGGAACAAGAGCCAGAUUUAAACGAAAUACUAUCUCAAAGGCAAAAACGAUGGAUUGGUAAUUUCUGGUUCGGUUGGGACGCAUUAGACGGUAAUAUGGACUUGUUGAAACUUGGCAUAAAGAAUGCUCAAUUUCUUCAGAAAUCUAUAUUUAACACUGGCGUAACAAUCCUAGAAAAAAGGAUCAUAAAACAUCUCCGCAUCUAUCGAUUGUGUGUACUGCAAGAUGGUCCUUAUUUACCCCUGUACAAAAACCCGCUGACACUACUUCGCUUGGGUAAUUGGCUAAUUGAGUAUUGUUCAGAAUCAGAAGAUAAACAACUACUACCCAUGGUAUUGGCCUCCCUAGACAAUACCACUGACACUUACCUGGUUGCUGGACUUACACAAAGAUAUCCACGGGGCAUCAACACCCUAGAAUCACAUUCUACAAUCUUAAAUAAUUUCAAUAUCGGUUUCCAGCAAAUUGCAAGCGAAACAGGUGCCAAGGUGAGAAUAGACAAUUUCGAAAGUUCUAUUAUUGAGAUUCGCAAAGAUGAUUUACAGCCCUUUUUGGAAAAAUUAACUUUAAGUGGCCUGAUUUAA
This is a messenger RNA of Eremothecium cymbalariae DBVPG#7215, 1890 nucleotides long. RefSeq names its product DNA replication initiation factor CDC45 (gene CDC45). The record is from RefSeq and is a predicted model, not a curated record. NCBI's taxonomy places the organism in Eukaryota, Fungi, Ascomycota, Saccharomycetes, Saccharomycetales, Saccharomycetaceae. Gene Ontology annotation, biological process: DNA replication initiation; double-strand break repair via break-induced replication; mitotic DNA replication preinitiation complex assembly. Bases 1 to 1890 code for a protein of 629 amino acids. Gene Ontology annotation, cellular component: DNA replication preinitiation complex. The transcript has a single exon. Gene Ontology annotation, molecular function: single-stranded DNA binding; chromatin binding; DNA replication origin binding.